Molecule: messenger RNA, 849 nt
Organism: Scomber japonicus (chub mackerel)
Lineage: Eukaryota; Metazoa; Chordata; Actinopteri; Scombriformes; Scombridae
Product: butyrophilin-like protein 2
Exons: 5
Coding region: 1-849 (282 amino acids)
Source: RefSeq, a predicted model, not a curated record
AUGGUUCACUUCAACUUUCAGACCUCCAGGAUGUUUCAUGGACAGCCUCUUAAAGCCCGAUUCAGUGCCUUCAUGGUCCUGCUUCUCCUUGUGCGCUGUCCUGAAGGUCUGUCUCGGGUGAUAACUCCAUCUCACCCUAUAGUGGCCUCACCUGGCGGUGACAUCAUUUUGCCAUGUCAUCUGGUACCUGCUGCGGAUGCUGUUUCCAUGACAGUGGAGUGGACGAGACCUGACCUGGAGCCCAGAUUUGUCCAUUUGUGGCGUUCUGGCCAAGAACUUUUGAGCGAUCAAAAUGUGGCCUUUAAGGGAAGGACGUUUCUAUUCAUCGAUAAACUAAAGCAAGGAGACCUUUCACUGAAACUCUCUGAAGUAAAAUUCUCUGAUGAGGGAACAUACAGAUGCUUCAUGCCCAUGUUGAACACAGACUCUACUGUUCAGCUUGUUGUUCGUUCUGUCCCCUCACCUGUCAUAGCAGAAAUAAACUUACAAAGCAGCAGAGUGAUGUUACAGUGUGAGUCUAAAGACUGGUAUCAAGAGCCUGAGGUGUUUUGGCUGGACAGUGAGGGAAACCUUCUCUCUGCUGAACCUACACAGACAGUCAGAGGUCCUGAUGGCCUCUAUACUGUCAGCAGCAGAGUGAUUGUGGAGAAGAGACGCAGCAAUAACUUCACCUGUAGAGUCCAGAACAACAUCAACCAGACCAGGGAAACACACAUUGACAUUUCAGAUGACUGCUUGGUGAUAGUGUCAAGUUUUGCUGCUCGUGUCAUCAUUGUCUCUGCUGCUUGCUUCAUCUGUACUCUGACAUUUCUGUUUGUUUUUCGGAAACUGCAUCAAACAGCUCGUUAG